Molecule: messenger RNA, 396 nt
Organism: Candidozyma duobushaemuli
Lineage: Eukaryota; Fungi; Ascomycota; Pichiomycetes; Serinales; Metschnikowiaceae
Exons: 1
Coding region: 1-396 (131 amino acids)
Biological process (GO): protein transport
Source: RefSeq, a predicted model, not a curated record
AUGGACGAACCGCAGCCCAUUUUCAACUUCAUUUACAAAUACGUCGACGAGGAGCAGUUCAAGAAGUACUUCCGUCUCAUCAUAAUCGUCUGUGUGUAUCUCUUUUUCAGAACAUGGUACACGAACUGGGCCAAGACGAAGGAAAUCGCUCGCCGUAUCGAAGAGGACAACCGUUUGGCUGAGGCUCGUAAGAGUGAGAGGGAGGCCGAGGCCACGGAAAAGUUUGAGCUGUUGGACAAUGAGGCAGCCACCUUUGGUUGGGGAAAGGCCACCAGGAGAAACGUCAAGCGCCAGGAGCAUGUACUCAACGAGGCAGCUGAGCAGCUUCGGGCGGCCGAGCAGUCCACGUACGACGCUGCCGAGGACCACGAUAUCGAGGAUUUGUUGGAGGAGUAA